UCCCAGGCUGGGGCCUCGGGUGGGCGAGGACAGCGGAGUCUGCGGGGCAAACGCUGGCUGGCCGGGCUGGCGCCAAGAGUGUGCGCCUGUACGAUCUAGUGUCCGGGCGGAGGCUCGAGCUCGACUGCGGAGCCCGCGGCGCAGGGCCCGAGUGUUGGGCGGACAGCGGCGGCGGCGGCGAAGGGGUGGCGGAACCCGGGCCGGAGGUGGCUUCCUUGGCAGCCAGGCCGGCGCUCGCGGGACGGUCCACCAUCAACAGUUUCUACACUUUACACUUUUCCAAGAGCAGCGGAAAAUGAACAAAUUGCAGGGGCCAGUGUCAUUCAGGGAUGUGGCUGUGGACUUCACUCAAGAGGAGUGGCAGCAGCUGGACCCUGAAGAGAAGAUGACGUACAGGGAUGUGAUGCUGGAGAACUACAGCAACCUUGUUUCUGUGGGGUAUGAUGUAACCAAACCAAAUGUGAUCAUUAAGUUGGAGCAGGGAGAAGAGCCAUGGACAAUAGAAGAUGAUGAUGACUUCCCCUGUCAAAGUCAUUCAGAAGUUUGGAAAGUUGAUGACAUGGUAGAGAGAAUCCAAGAAAAUGAAGAUCAACAUUCAAGGCAAGCUGGUGACAUGAACAGCCAAACUCUGAUGGAUGAUAGAGGAGAUGCUUUUGAUGAAACUUAUGUGGAUACACACUGUGUUCUUUCAGGCAUAAAUGCUCACAGUUGUGUUUCCUGUGGGAAGAAUUUAGAAUCUGUUUCACAAUUAAUUAGUAGUGAUGGAAGUUAUGCCAGAAAGAAACCUGAUGAGUGUAAUGAGUGUGGAAAAGCUUGUCAUGGAGAGAAGUCCUAUGAGUUCAAUCACAAUGGGGAUACCUGUUCUCAAAGUGAAGAAAGCAUUCUGCAGAAAUCCUUUGAAUACGACGAGUGCAUGGAAGCCUUAGACAAUGAAGCUGUUUUUAUUGCUCACGAGAGAGCUUAUAUGGGGGAGAAGCCCUAUGAAUGGGACGAUUCUGGACCAGAUUUCAUCCAGAUGUCAAAUUUUAAUGCCUAUCAGAGGUCACAGAUGGAAAUGAAGCCCUUUGAAUGCACAGAAUGUGGAAAGUCUUUCUGUAAAAAGUCUAAAUUCAUCAUUCAUCAGAGGGCUCAUACAGGAGAGAAGCCCUAUGAAUGUAAUGUGUGUGGGAAGUCCUUUAGUCAAAAGGGAACCCUCACUGUACAUAGGAGAUCACACUUAGAGGAGAAGCCCUAUAAGUGUACUGAAUGUGGGAAAACCUUCUGUCAGAAGUUACAUCUCACACAGCAUCUGAGAACCCAUUCAGGAGAGAAGCCCUAUGAAUGUAAUGAGUGUGGGAAAACCUUCUGUCAAAAAACGCAUCUCACCCUACACCAGAGAAACCAUUCAGGAGAGAGACCGUAUCCAUGUAACGAAUGCGGGAAGUCCUUUUCCCGCAAGUCAGCCCUCAGUGACCAUCAGAGAACGCACACAGGAGAGAAACUUUAUAAAUGUAAUGAGUGUGGGAAAUCCUACUACCGAAAGUCCACUCUCAUUACGCAUCAGAGAACACACACAGGAGAGAAACCCUAUCAGUGUAGUGAAUGUGGGAAGUUCUUUUCUCGGGUGUCAUACCUCACUAUACAUUAUAGGAGUCAUUUAGAAGAGAAACCUUAUGAGUGUACCGAAUGUGGCAAAACUUUCAAUUUAAAUUCAGCCUUCAUUAGGCAUCGGAAAGUACACACAGAAGAGAAACUCCAUGAGUGUAGUGAAUGUGGAAAAUUCUCUCAGUUGCCAUAUCUCACUGAUCGUCAUACAACCCAUUUAGAAGAGAAACCCUAUGAAUGUAAUGAAUGUGGGAAAACCUUCCUUGAAAUUCAGCCUUCGGUGAGCUCCAGGCAUCCAGAAGGGGAGAAAACCUACGAAUGUAAUAUAUGUGGAAAAUCAUUCUCUGAUUUGUCAUACUAUACCAUUCAUUACAGAGGUCAUGCAGAAGAGAAACCCUUUGGAUGCAACGAAUGUGGGAAAACCUUCUCCCAUAACUCCUCCCUCUUUAGACAUCAAAGAGUACACACAGGCGAGAAGCCCUAUGAAUGUUAUGAAUGUGGAAAAUUCUUCUCUCAAAAGUCAUAUCUGACUAUUCACCAUCGGAUUCAUUCAGGAGAGAAACCCUAUGAAUGUAGUAAAUGUGGGAAAGUCUUCUCUCGGAUGUCAAACCUCACUGUACACUAUAGAAGCCAUUCAGGAGAGAAACCCUAUGAAUGUAAUGAGUGUGGGAAAGUCUUUUCUCAGAAGUCGUACCUCACUGUACAUUACAGAACUCAUUCAGGAGAGAAACCUUAUGAAUGUAAUGAAUGUGGGAAAAAAUUCCACCACAGAUCAGCCUUCAAUAGCCAUCAGAGAAUUCAUAAAAGAGGGAAUAUGAAUGUACUUGAUGUGGAAAACCUCUAAAGUAAAAUCUCAAUUUUUAGAAAAACAAAUAUGGGAAACCCAAUAUUGUUCAUCUGAGUGUUCAUGUUCCUGAAUGGGGAAAUGCACUGAGUUGCUAGAUCCACUUUAAUCUGUAUUUUCAGAGAAGAAUCCCUAAAAGUGCAACAAGAAGCAGAUACUUCAGCAAGACCAUACAGCUCAUGGAACACCAGAUAAUUUAUACAGAGGCAGAAUUUUACAAAUAUUUAAUAUUUAUUUUGGAUUUAAAGUGUAUUUACAUAUCAGGGAGUCAUACUAAGGAGAAAUAUGUCAAUGUGAUGAAUGUGUAAAACAUUAUCUUGGAAGUUGUAAUGCUAAAAGCCAUAUUUCUAAGGUAGAAACAGGUGUUUAUAGGAAAGAUACCAGAAGCUCUCAGCUCUGAAUAGAUCUUCAUUGGAUAAAAUGAAGUUUAAAAAUCAUCAGGAGUUAGUCAAUCAUGAGAACAGUAGCAUUAGAUAAAUGUAUGGCAUUUCUUAUCAUGUUUUAAAAUGCAGUCUAAUGAUAGUUCUAUGCAAGUUUGGAUUUGAAUAAUUUUUAUGAAAAGUCAGUAUUUCUUGAGUAUUAGAAGGCAAAAUGUACAAAUAGGACAUAUUGUGAGUGAGAUAAUAUUUGAUAGGUAUAAAAUAAUGAAGUACAUAAUUUUCUAUUCUUAGUGGAAUUUACAAGUGGAAUUUUAGUGGAUGCCUGCCUCAUCAGUAGAGGGGAGAGUGGUUUUUGUAAAGUUUUCAACUGUACAUGAGCAAAAAAAAAUUAAAAACACUUUUGAUAAACUAUGCAUAUAUAAUUUGGAAUUGAGUUUCAGUGAGAGAGAAAUUACUCUGUUCAUAUAUACAAAGUAUCCCAGCUCCCUCAUACCACUCUUGUUUCCUAAUCCACAAAUUUGAGUGUGUUGAGUGCCAGUAUUAUGUAAUUCAGAAAUUUUGUCCACAUUUUUAUCUCAUUCAAAUAUGGUGAGGUGACAUUUUGUGUUUUGAGUCAUUCCCAGUAUUUCAGAACAAAUAAGUUUCUAUUUGACAUUUUUUGGUUUGUUGACUUAAUGGUCUUUCCUCAUUUCUUGCUAGAAGAGUUUGACUGCCCACCAUUGUUUCAUAUGGCACAGACAGUAAAUCCUGAUUAUUCUUAGCCAAUAGUGACAAUUCCAUGCUGAUUGCCAGUACAGUAGUGGGGGACAUGUUCCAAAACCCUGAAUGGAUGCCUGAGACCAUGGAUACUACCAAACCUUAUAGGUGCUGUGAUACUGCUACAGCCUAUGUGAUGACUAUGCUGACUGCAGGUAGCAUUUGCAGUGUGGAUCACUGGACAAAGCAAUGAUUCACUUCCCAGGCAUGAGCGAGCAAGGUUUAAUCACUCAGAAUGUUACGCUGCUCAAAGCUUAGGAAUUAUUUCUGAAAUUUUUCAUUUAAUGUUUUUGAACUGUAGUCAAUCCCAAAUAACAGACCAUAAAAGCAAAAUCUCAGGUAUGGAAGGAUUACUGUAACUUUUUAAUAGUGAUCACAUGACCAAAACCUGAACAAAUAAAAUGAAGAUGGAUUUAUUCUGGAAAAGGAAUAAGAUAGCAGUGUCAUACUCCAAGAAUGCAAGGUGGCUAAAUAUUCAAAAGUGGAGAUCUAGCUCAUUAGAUCUAGCUAGGCAAGCACAGGGCCCUGGGUUCCAUCCCCAGCACCACCCCAAAAAAAAAAAAAAAAGAAAGAAACCAAUGAUCACAUGAAGAAAAGUGAUCUGGUAUGUAGAAAAUUAAUGUGGUGAAAUUAAUAUCCAUUAUGAUCUCAGCUGAAUACAGUUGAACUGUCUUAAUUGGAUAAAGAAUAACUUAAACUACAACAGCAUACUUAAUGAAAAAAAUGAAAUAGAUGAAAAAAUAAAUUAGGAUAUUCAUUAUCACCAAUUUUUACUCAAUAAUAUGUAGGAUAACCUAGCCAGGAAAGGGAGGCAAGUACAGAAAAGGCAUAAGGAUUGGAAAGAAAGUAAAACCUCUGCAGAUGAUGGGAUUUUGCACAUAAAUAUUCCGAGAAAUAUACAGAUAAUUAGAAUUAAUGAGUAAAUUGACUGGGGAAGUAGCUCAGUGGCAGAGUACAAGUCUAGCAUGCAUGAAGCCCUGGGUUUGAUCCCCAUCUCUGCCAAAAGAAAAAAAAAAAGAAAAGAAAAAAAGAGCAAGGUCCCUGAACCUGAGGUCAUUUUGCAAAAAAUCUCUUUUA
Sciurus carolinensis (gray squirrel) is the source of this 4641-nucleotide messenger RNA. It is a transcript of the gene Rbak, whose product is annotated as RB associated KRAB zinc finger. Gene Ontology annotation, molecular function: DNA-binding transcription factor activity; RNA polymerase II cis-regulatory region sequence-specific DNA binding. Lineage: Eukaryota; Metazoa; Chordata; Mammalia; Rodentia; Sciuridae. Gene Ontology annotation, biological process: regulation of transcription by RNA polymerase II. The record is from RefSeq and is a predicted model, not a curated record.